Molecule: messenger RNA, 2171 nt
Organism: Ectocarpus sp. CCAP 1310/34
Lineage: Eukaryota; Phaeophyceae; Ectocarpales; Ectocarpaceae
Source: the annotation of a GenBank genome assembly
AUGAAGGCGGCGCUGGGGGUUCGCGAGCAAGCCUUCAACUUUGCGGCGGAGCGCGCCAAGAAAUUGCUGUCCGAUCUCCAACCAACCGAGUCGAUAAAGCGCGGUGUCUACUGGUUUUGGCCCCGAGCUAAGCAAAGCAAUAUCGCCAGCGAAGAGCUGCUGGAGUUGAUGAGACAGUACUGGCACACGGACGAGGUGUCACGCCAGCAUGGCAACUCAGCUGAGCGCGACAUGUGGAAGGAGAGCAAGUCUCUGACAGCUCACCGCCACCCUCGGCGGCAGCUUACGGAGCCGGGUGGGGGCGAGGCGGUGUACGCCAAGUUCCUCAACUGGGCGUCCUACAAGAGCUUCAAGGAGCGACAGAGCGACAACUUCACAGACCCUGGCCGUACACUCUUCCUCUCGACGCGUUGCAAGUGCCUGGUUCUCCCUGCAAUGGAGCAGUGCGCGUGCAAGAUCCACUCGCAGCAGGUGCUAUACAUCGAGGCGCUAGCCAAUGUCGACAUGACCAGCCACGGGGAAUGCGAUUGUCGAUGGUGCAACGUAGAUGGCGGCCGCAGGUGGCGGGAAACGUGGAAGCAUAUGGGCACUUUCUCCGAUGCAAUUGCCUGCCCCAAGGUCAACUUGCGGGCAGCGGAUCCAGAGGGUGACAAUUGGAUGGGGCGGAAACCGGAGUGCAACGCUUUGGACUGCGCUUUGUGUGGGUUCGGGGGGACUGACGGCAUUCCCAUCUGCAGCAUGCUGGAGACCUCCGAGCAGACGGUGGUGUGGAAGAUGUUCGAGGACGUGAUAACUGUGCCUACAUCAGCGGAUGGGAAGAUCAAGGCCAAGAAGCUCGCCAACCAGACGGUGCCGAAGGAGGGCAAGCUUUGCGAUCUUUGGUUGGCUUUCAAAGAGCACACCAAGCUGUACAUGGCUCACCACUCUAUCGCCAAGUGGCAAAGGCACUGCCACAGGCGUUGCUUGGAGACGUUUCAGGACGGUGACCUUGUCAUCGAGACCGACUUUUCCGAGAAGUAUACCCACCAAUCUUACAUCAGCAUGAUGAUGCCUGUUCACCCGCAGACAACGCUCAUGGUGGCCAUCGUCCACUUCAACCCGCAGACACACGUGGGGGGUGGCAGGGUGCACGUGACGGAAACAUGGAUCUUUGCAUCUGAGGACAUGGCACAUGACUGCGAUUUCCACCUGCACGGCUUGGCCAGGAUGGCGGACCACUACCUGCGUGGAGAUGGGAGCGAAGCAACAGCUGCCGCCCGGAAAGAAGGCAGGUCGCCUCGGAUUCACAUCUUUUCCGAUGGGUGCGGGAAGCAGUACAAGGGAAGGCGGAAUUUCCGCUUUUUGGCCGACAGCGUCCGGCAACUUGGCUUCUUCAUCGACCACCACUUCGCGGCCACAUCUCACUUCAAAGGUUGCCAUGAUGGGAUCGGCGGAGUCGCAAAGAACGCCAUGAAGAGGAGGGAGAGAUUUGGCAAGCGAAUCAUGGGGGCGGACGGGGUGGUCAGCUUUUUGCGAAGCUUCUUUCGGGAGAAGGAAGGCAGCGAGGGGGAGGAGGGGGUAUGCGGAGAGAUGUACCACUUUGCGGGAGCAAACACUCCCAAGUGGGAUGGGUCCACCUCAACCAAGGGACGCGAAGAUGACUGUAAGCUCGUGCUGAAGAGCGAGGGGCAGGGCCAGUUGUCGAGUCUAGAGAAGAGCCGGUUGCGGGAAGUCAAGGUGUUGGGUGCAGUAGCGAGCAGAUGGAAGGGUCAGGGGGCUGGGUUGCAGGAUCCGAUAUCGGGGGAGGAAGACGUGACUUGCAAGAAGGUGAAACGGACCUACAGUCUCAGGACUCGUUUAGCGUCGUGCUUCUGCUCGGCAUGCCGGCGUUCUGAGUAUGAGCAGUACUACGUUAGCAAGACGUACCCCCGUCUCGUUCCCGCAAUGGAGGAUGGCGUAGUGAAGGAAACGGUGAUCAUGGACACUGGAGUAGCGCCCGUAGACGAAAAUUCCUCCGAGGGGAUGAAGUUCCCGCGAUACAAGAAGUAUUGCACAAAGAAGAGAAUAACUGGGACACAGUGGCUGGACGGCGACUCUGCUACUACUGCAUCAAAGAUUUGGGAAGAGCUUGGAAGGAAGGAAGAGCCCAAUAUUUUUGCCCGUUUCGGGAGGUGGGCUGGCGUUUAAGUGAC